CCCUGGUAGGGAACGCUUGCAUCAUUCCAUUUCGAACGCCGACUUCACAGCGUCUGGACCAUCUAGGAAACUUUCUUUGCUCGCAGCGAAAAUCUCCGGUCCCAAACAAUGAACAACAACCGAUAUGGAAAUGGAGGACGUCUCAAACGUACGUCCCACCCCUAUAACAAUUGGUUCUGGGACAACUGCGAGAUCUGCCGGAAUUAUAUUGUGGAUCUAUGCACUGAGUGCCAGGCCUCUGGGAAACCGGUAUCCUUCGAGGAGUGCACAGUGGCAUGGGGGACGUGCAACCACGAGUUCCACCUACACUGCAUCGAGCGUUGGUUGCAGACGCGCCAGGUGUGCCCGUUGGACAACCUCACCUGGGAGUUCCAGCUAUUGAUCUAAAAAUAUCAUUAUUCUAAUAAAGUUUUGGACGCUUUUCCACAAUA
Molecule: messenger RNA, 431 nt
Organism: Drosophila bipectinata
Lineage: Eukaryota; Metazoa; Arthropoda; Insecta; Diptera; Drosophilidae
Product: E3 ubiquitin-protein ligase RBX1-like
Biological process (GO): ubiquitin-dependent protein catabolic process; protein ubiquitination
Cellular component (GO): cullin-RING ubiquitin ligase complex; nucleus
Molecular function (GO): ubiquitin protein ligase activity; zinc ion binding; cullin family protein binding
Source: RefSeq, a predicted model, not a curated record